This is a messenger RNA of Cucurbitaria berberidis CBS 394.84, 1121 nucleotides long. RefSeq lists its product as uncharacterized. The record is from RefSeq and is a predicted model, not a curated record. Lineage: Eukaryota; Fungi; Ascomycota; Dothideomycetes; Pleosporales; Cucurbitariaceae. Bases 279 to 1061 code for a protein of 260 amino acids. The transcript has a single exon. Gene Ontology annotation, molecular function: protein binding.
CUUCUCAAACACUCCUUCUAGUGCGUAGAGGGACCCAUCGAAGUGAUUAGCGCUGCAUGAGUGCGAAGGUGACGGUGAUCCUCUUACGCGCGCGGGUUUAUGCUUGGAUGCGGGCAGGCACAUUGUGGACCCGCUAUAACUCGACUACGCCGCUUCGUCUCGCCCCAAACUGCUCACCACCAUGACCACGAACUUUGACUUCCCAAAUCUACGACCACUGUCACGAAACUCUCUAGUAUUCUUGUAUCAUACUGCCGAACUGCACAAUCCCCGACAGCAUGUCCUCGCUUAUCGAUCUGCCCGCAGAGUUGCUCGAACAGAUCUUAUCACCACUGUUAAUCCAGGAUUUUUCCAGAUUGAACCGUACAUGCAGGGUUCUGCAUGCGUUCCUUUCGCCUCGGGUUUACUAUACAAUUGACUGGUUUUGGGAAGAUGACCAGCCUUGUCCGCCAUUAGAUCUCCUACUGCGUACACUGGUCAACAAUGCUUGGUUGGCUAGCCACAUCAGGGUGCUGAAGCUGCGUGGCAAUGCUAUUGCCAAUGACGGAAGGUGGGAACACAGCUUCAGUAGGGAUGACUGCUUAGCAUCGUGCGCUGUUGAACGCACCCGUAGCAUAUGGGCAAAAGGCCAGCGACCGAAGCCCUCUUUCUUGCCCACUGAUAUGCGGACGAUCAAGAAUCUAAUCUCAGCGAUAGACUCUUUCCACGCGCACCAAUGGAAUGUGGAGUUUGAUAGAGGGAAUAUCGACGUCAUCGUCGCCCUAGUUCUGAUGCAAAGCCAAUGCAUCGAACAGCUAGACCUUGGAAUUGGAUUCAUACAGCAUGCGAAGUUCACCCCCAAAGUUUUUCGGCAUCAAAUAACGACUCUCAAGAUGGCCAGACCGUAUAAGAACCUUCAUACCGUUAGCCUAGGCCUUGAUGGUCCGUCCACUCCCAGAGGUGUUUGGUCUAACCUCGAUCUUUUUCGAAUAUUCUUCUUUCUACCGAGUGUAGUGUCUGUUAACACUAUUCUUACUGAGCCGGUUGUCUUCGCAUGGCCAUUACCAACCGCUACACCUUGAUCUACUCCAUUAACGACAUUAAUCUUACGGAAGUGUACAGCCUUCGAAGACACGCUUGCA